UUGCCCCUCAUCCCUUUACCGCCCUGAGAUACCGUACUAUGUAGAAUUGGAUCCCUGUCGACAACCAGACUCCAACAGACCAGAACCAAGAACUAACUGCCACGCAGAGGCAGAACCUCUCCACUCUUUGGUAUGCUGCCAGUCGGACCCUUUUUAGUUUCAAGCAGUAUUUCCGACAGAAAGUCCAAUUAGGAGCAGAGCAGCAGAUCGUCUCGUCUUUUUCUUCUUUCCUGCGUUCAGCACGUUCAUUCCAACCCCAGACGUACCAAAAUUGCAACGUGCACCUGCGGCCUCUGCUGCCACUUGCCGUUUCUUGCUGCACAGACCCGACAAGAAUUGCAUGGCUGGUGCCAAAACAUUCUAGAAGCCAGCAGCCCCGAGCCCAGUUCGAUUUGAACAGUAUUACUUACCCGUCCAUUCCACCAAUUCCAGUCCCUGUCACCGAGAAACACCACCAAGUCAGACAGUAAGCCAAGCAAGGGAUAGAGGGGACGGACCCUCACCGCGAGCCCGCCCUUGACACGACAAAGCAGCAGCCGACCACCACUUUUCCCCCCUUUCCACCCCACUACAACCCCUACCGAGCCAAUCCAAUCGACAACCACCCCGAUUUGCCCGCCAUUUGGACACAGCACUGUCCUUGCACUUGACUUUCUUCGAGAGACCUUGGCCUACCUUCUUUACCACCUUUUUCGAAUCGACCCUGCUCUGCCUACACACCCAUAUAUGCUGUGCUGGUGGCAAGGAAAGCAGAGCUUUUCUUUUUAGCCUUAGCUUCAAGAAACCAAAAGGUGGGCGCCAGUUGGGCAUGGACUUGGCCUCUAGAUAAGAGCCGCAGCUGAGCGAGGUAUCUGAACCGUACUAUACCAUACGAACCGACCCUAUCCCUUCCAAAACCCUCCAAUCUUAAAUAAACACCGCCAAUAUGGACAACCAAGGCAACCGCCUCUAUCUCAACUUCGACAACUCGCAUCCGCGCCCAGGCGGUUCACUCAACGACCGAGGUGCCUACCCCACCACGCCCUCGACCUUCCCGCAACCUGUCUUCCCCGGAUCGAACCAGCAACCUCCCUCAUCGUCUGGUCAGGGCGGCGCCUCUUCCCAGCAGAGCCAGCCAUACUCAACGGGUUAUGCGCCCCAAGGCUAUUUCUCGCAGAACCAGUAUCCUGCCCAGUAUCCUGCGCAGCCCCCGCACAGCCAACAAUCGCACGGCUCCGAGUACGGCGGUCAGCAGCAGAGCAACAUUUACCAGCCCCGGUCCAACACCCCAGGGACUAAUGAUCCCAAUGUAGGACUGGCACAUCAGUUCUCCCAGCAGAACCUCCGCGCCCCUUACGGCUCGCGUGGCCCCUCCCCUGCGCAACGUCCCCGAACUGCCGGCGCGCCUGGCCAGCAGCCAUAUGGAGGCUACCACAGCCAGCCAAUGCCACCUGCGCCAGCGCAGUACCCCGCCCUUGAGUUCCAGCCGGGCCCAGAGCGCAACCCAGACAAGUAUGGGCCGGGUGCCAACAACAACCAGAAGAAGUGCGCGCAACUUGCUGCCGACUUCUUCAAAGAUAGUGUCAAGCGCGCGAGGGAGCGUAACCAAAGGCAGAGCGAGAUGGAGCUCAAACUCUCCGAACCGAACCAGUCGCAGUCUAGGAAGGAGCAGAUCUGGUCUACCGGAGGGCGCAAAGAGGGUUCGUACCUGCGCUUCCUGCGCACAAAGGACAAGCCCGAAAACUACAACACCAUCAAGAUCAUCGGCAAGGGCGCGUUUGGUGAGGUCAAACUGGUCCAGAAGAAGUCGGACAACAAGGUCUACGCCAUGAAAUCUCUGAUCAAAACGGAGAUGUUUAAAAAGGAUCAACUUGCCCACGUGCGUGCUGAGCGAGAUAUUCUUGCCGAGUCGGACAGUCCUUGGGUCGUCAAGCUAUUCACCACUUUCCAGGACGCGAACUUCCUAUAUAUGUUGAUGGAGUUCUUGCCUGGUGGUGAUCUUAUGACCAUGUUGAUCAAGUACGAAAUUUUCUCGGAGGAUAUUACGCGCUUUUAUAUUGCAGAAAUCGUUCUCGCUAUAGAAGCGGUUCACAAGCUUGGCUUUAUUCAUCGUGAUAUCAAACCCGACAAUAUUUUGCUUGACAGGGGAGGACAUGUCAAGUUGACUGACUUUGGUCUUUCGACGGGCUUCCACAAGCUGCACGAUAACAACUACUACCAGCAGCUGCUGCAGGGCAAAUCGAACCGACCCCGUGGUGACCGCAACUCGAUCGCAAUCGACCAGAUCAACUUGACCGUCUCUAACCGAGCUCAGAUCAACGACUGGAGGAGGUCGCGACGACUAAUGGCAUACUCUACCGUCGGAACCCCUGAUUACAUUGCACCUGAGAUCUUUACUGGUCACGGUUACACCUUUGACUGUGAUUGGUGGUCUCUGGGAACCAUCAUGUUUGAGUGCUUAGUCGGCUGGCCCCCGUUCUGUGCCGAGGACAGCCACGACACGUAUAGGAAGAUUGUCAACUGGAGGCAAAGUCUGUACUUCCCCGACGACAUUCAGCUGGGCGUCGAGGCGGAGAACUUGAUUCGGAGCCUCAUUUGCAACACGGAGAACCGCUUGGGUCGGGGCGGAGCACACGAGAUCAAGAGCCACUCCUUUUUCCGCGGAGUCGAGUUCGAAGGCUUGCGACGGAUCAGGGCUCCGUUCGAGCCCCGGCUCACAUCCGCAAUCGACACGACCUACUUCCCGACGGACGAGAUCGACCAGACGGACAACGCGACGGUGUUGCGGGCGCAACAGAUGCAACAACAGGCGACCACUGGCGCGCCUGUGCGCGAGGAGACGGUGGAGAUGAGCUUGCCUUUCAUCGGUUAUACGUUCAAGCGUUUCGACAACAACUUCCGCUAAUGGAAAUCAGCGUUGUGUCAGUUGUCGGUUUUGUUACGUUAUCUGUCACUCUGACUCGCUCUCAAACCAUGUCUGGCCCUGUAUGCGUGUUUUGUGUACUCGGGCAUCUGUGGUCUGCAAUUCGGUGGCAAAAGGGGCGGCAGGAGGUGUUCAAAAAAACAAAGCCUUUGUUGGAAAGCGCAGUUUUCGGGUUGAAGGCAAAAGGCUGGCGCGCGGGCCACUUCCUUUUUGAGUGUUCUCCUCGGGUAAUAGAUGCGGAGAAAGCAGGUUGUUAAUCUUGCUGCUGGGUAUCUGCUCAGUGCAUUCCCCUUUUAGCUCGUUAAACUCAGGCAACUGGGGAUAUCUUUUUCGUCCGGUAUAUCGCGUGUUGCUGUUGAGGAAGGGGCGGGAAGUAGAGUCCGGUUUUCAGGGGAAUCAAUUUAUGGCAAGGGUAUGGGGCUAACAAAGAGAACUGGAAAGUCUGACUGCUCACCAUGUUGGAUGUUGAAACUGCGAUUGGAUAUUGACCAGAUGCGUCUUACUUCGCAAGAGGUUUCAUAUCUUCUCCCGAGGUCGCGCCCGACAAGACGAGUGAGCAGUCACUGGCAGUUCCCGCUGCAUAAGCGAGCUUGACGUCGGACGGGUAGAAAAUCUUGCUCAGGAGAAGCUGGGCAUGCUGUUUGUUCGGGCGACAGCGAGCGGUUGCUCGUUUUGGAUAACCCCGUGAUAUAUGGUGUCUAGCGACUGGGCACGUUUCUAGCGAAGUCUACUUGCUUGUAAGGUCGACAUAUCUACCGUGAUUGCAAAAAAGAAAUUUGCUCAAGUCCUCUGUGGCGGUUUUGAUGGGCUUUGAGGAUACACCUCCGAGGUUUGGUUGUUUCUUUCCGGGUGUAAGCCGUUUGGAGCACGGAUGUUUUGAGAUCUUGUGGCCAUGUGUUUUCAGGGGCUGCUGUAGUUUUGUCAGGUGUAGAAGGAUGAAUGCUAUCUUUCUUUCCUCUUUCUUUUACCUGGCUACACUCAUCCUCUUGUGGCCAAGUUUCUUGUUGCAUGGGAUCCAAAAAAAAAAAAAAAAAAGGAGACACAAUCUCUGGUGAUGGCUGAGCAUGGGGUUGUGGCCCUGAAGUUAUCACGCCUUAGCAGAUUUGAUUGGUCCGGUGUGGUCGUGUGUGCUUUUGUUCACUUUUUGUAAAAGUGUGCAGAAUGGAAAAAGAAAGAAAGAAAGAAAGAAAAAGAAAAGUCCCUUGGAGUAACAAGGUGCUUACAUGGUGGGUGGUAAGGCGCUCAGUCCCGUGCUGCAGUAUAAAUGGGCGAAUCGGGGGUUUUCGCGAAACAUGUUGGUGGAUGCACUGGGUGAUAUGUACGGUACCGAUGCAGGCUUGCAUAAGUUGAUAACAUGUAGAAAAAAAAUUCCAUUUGA
Pyricularia oryzae 70-15 is the source of this 4280-nucleotide messenger RNA. Its product is annotated as AGC/NDR protein kinase. The record is from RefSeq and is a predicted model, not a curated record. The coding region runs from base 926 to 2884 and encodes 652 amino acids. Gene Ontology annotation, biological process: intracellular signal transduction; peptidyl-serine phosphorylation. Lineage: Eukaryota; Fungi; Ascomycota; Sordariomycetes; Magnaporthales; Pyriculariaceae. Gene Ontology annotation, molecular function: protein serine/threonine kinase activity; ATP binding. The transcript has 4 exons.